AUGGCUCCGGAACUUCCUCCCAACGUCCACGUCUCGCAGCACCCUUGCCUGCGGGCGAAGCUCUCCCAAUUGAGAUCCAAGUCGACUCCGGCAAAGGAGGUGAAGACGUUGAUUCAUGAAAUCGGCCUCAUUGUGGCAUGCGAAGCUCUCGCUGCCUCGACUAAAGCGACAGAUGGUCCCAAGGAUGCGACCCCGCUAGGCUUCGAGUUCACCUCGACCGAGAUCUCUCCAUCCCGCCUUUGUCUCGUCCCGAUCCUGCGUUCAGGUCUCGGCAUGGUAGAUGCCGUACAAACUAUCCUUCCCGGCCCUGUGCCCGUCCAUCACCUCGGUCUCUACCGCGAACCGACUACUCUCGAGCCUGUGGAAUACUACAACAACCUCCCCCACCACAUCUCCUCCGACGGCUCUAACCCGGACGUCAGCAGUCUCGCCAUCGUUCUCGAUCCCGUCAUCGCGACCGGUGGUACCUGCGCAGCCGCUAUUCAGACACUACGCGAAUGGGGCGUCAAGCGAAUCAUCGUCAUGUCAGUCAUCGGUGCUACUGAGGGUGUCAAGCGUGCUGCGCAGGAGUGGGCGGAUGCGACGGAGAUUUGGAUUGCUGGUGUGGACUCCGAAUUAACACCAAAUGGCAUGUUGAAGCCUGGUGUCGGUGAUGUGGGUGACCGCUUAUUCUUGACUAUUGGCAAAUAA
Molecule: messenger RNA, 690 nt
Organism: Colletotrichum truncatum
Lineage: Eukaryota; Fungi; Ascomycota; Sordariomycetes; Glomerellales; Glomerellaceae
Product: uracil phosphoribosyltransferase
Source: RefSeq, a predicted model, not a curated record